Messenger RNA from Penicillium samsonianum, 495 nucleotides. RefSeq lists its product as uncharacterized. Lineage: Eukaryota; Fungi; Ascomycota; Eurotiomycetes; Eurotiales; Aspergillaceae. The coding region runs from base 1 to 495 and encodes 164 amino acids. The transcript has a single exon. The record is from RefSeq and is a predicted model, not a curated record.
AUGCCUGCUAUCAGCCUGGAGGAGGUAGAACGACAGCUUUUUGCAGCGAAAUCAUGGAAGGCGCCGGGUGAAGACGGUCUACCGGCGAUAGUCUGGAAGAUGACGUGGCCCACGGUCAAGCACAGGGUUCUCGACUUGUUCCAGGCGUCACUGGAAGAAGGCAGGUUGCCGAGACAGUGGAGACACGCGAAGAUCAUACCGCUCAAAAAGCCGAACAAGGAAAACUACACCAUUGCGAAGGCAUGGAGGCCAAUUUCGCUCCUCGCGACGCUGGGCAAGAUACUGGAAUCCGUGGUUGCAGAAAGGAUCUCGCACGCUGUGGAGACACACGGCUUGCUCCCGACCAGCCAUUUCGGAGCCCGAAAGCAACGGUCCGCGGAGCAGGCGCUUGUGCUCUUGCAAGAGCAGAUCUACACAGCGUGGCGUGGCCGACGGGUGUUGAGUUUGAUCAGCUUCGGUGUCAAAGGCGCCUACAACGGUGUGUGCAAAGAAUGA